AUGGACGAAAUAAGUGGUGAGCCGGAACGAAGCCCUGAAGACCAGAUCAUAGCUUCGUUCUUGAAGGAGCGCUCACCUACAUAUCGGAGCCUGAGGGAAAUCAGCACCAUAGUAUGGAGUGACUCCAGGGCUACAGCAUACUUCGCCAGGGAACGUGGUUCCGCAGAUAACCCCGGUGAUGAAGGUCGUAGAAAGCAUUAUAAUCUCAUGAGGGGUAUCGGAGACGAAAUGCAGAGAGAAACCGGUGUCCUGGAGCUUCAGCGUCCCAGGCCCGAGGUACUUGAUCUCUGUAUGGCCCCUGGCGGCUAUACUGCAUCCAUUCGCAAGUACAGUCGUCAAGCGAAUGUCUCUGCAAUAACGUUGCCCGAAGAUCAGGGUGGUCUGAAGAUCCUCGUACCUCAUGGCAAUCGUACUCAAGUGGAAGUGUUGGAAGCCGAUAUUAUAAUGUUCGCAGCGGAGUUCGGAGUGGUAGAGAUUCCAGAUAAUCACCCAGAAGCUUCAAAGUUCUCCAACGAGAAACCAUUUCAAAAGAAGCUGUUCGACCUCGUCUUCUGCGAUGGGCACGUCACUCGCACACGGAAUAGGCCAUCCAACUGUCCACCCACAGAACUUUCCCGACUUGAAUGCAGCCAGCUAGUUCUUGCGAUGCAAAGGAUCAGAGAAGGAGGCACUCUCAUAAUCCUGCUUCACGGUGCUGAUGUCUAUCACAGCGUCAAAUUGCUCGAAAUCUUCGGCCAUUUUUCCCACAUACAAGUCUUCAAACCAGUCAGAGGUCACACGAGGAAAAGUUCCUUCUAUCUCGUCGCAAAGGAGAUGCAGCCUGGUCGCCUUGCAGCCAGGGCUGCAGUCACCCAAUGGAAGCAGAAUUGGAAAGAUGCAACUUUCCCUGCUCCUGCCGAGGACGAAAUUGAUGCACAUAACGAGACUGAAGCCUUGCUCAAGCAGGUUGAGCGCAAGGAAGACUCGUCAAAGCUUGUGGAGAACUUUGGUGCACGACUCAUUCAGUUGGGGGAGCCAAUAUGGGAGAUACAAGAGAAAGCUCUGAAAGCCUUGAUGGAAAGAUUGGAACAAGGAUCAGCAAAGCCUGGCAUGGAGAAAUCGGCCGAGACCUCGGAAGAAUGUACUACCGCAGACCCUGCAGUUCUGACCGGAUUGGCUAGAGACACCGACGACUCGUCCUAG
Molecule: messenger RNA, 1182 nt
Organism: Letharia lupina
Lineage: Eukaryota; Fungi; Ascomycota; Lecanoromycetes; Lecanorales; Parmeliaceae
Exons: 2
Coding region: 1-1182 (393 amino acids)
Biological process (GO): methylation
Molecular function (GO): methyltransferase activity
Source: RefSeq, a predicted model, not a curated record